AUGGUCGGCACCAUCCUAAGCGCCCUCGCUCAUGUAGAGGCAACCCACAUACCAAUUCAAGCAUGGAAGAACAUGCAUGCUACAUUUCCGCAUGUGGAAAACAAGAACCAGAAUUUCAUGUGUUGGGAACUCGAUAUCCUUCGGUUCUUGACUGGUAUGGUCGGUGUAUCCGUAGACGACUUCUUCGCAGUCAUACUAUCUGGUGGAUAG
Molecule: messenger RNA, 210 nt
Organism: Penicillium hordei
Lineage: Eukaryota; Fungi; Ascomycota; Eurotiomycetes; Eurotiales; Aspergillaceae
Exons: 1
Coding region: 1-210 (69 amino acids)
Source: RefSeq, a predicted model, not a curated record